Branchiostoma floridae (Florida lancelet) is the source of this 8822-nucleotide messenger RNA. RefSeq names its product homeobox protein Hox-A7-like. Gene Ontology annotation, molecular function: DNA-binding transcription factor activity, RNA polymerase II-specific; RNA polymerase II cis-regulatory region sequence-specific DNA binding. Bases 38 to 676 code for a protein of 212 amino acids. The transcript is spliced from 5 exons. Gene Ontology annotation, cellular component: nucleus. Gene Ontology annotation, biological process: regulation of transcription by RNA polymerase II; anterior/posterior pattern specification. NCBI's taxonomy places the organism in Eukaryota, Metazoa, Chordata, Leptocardii, Amphioxiformes, Branchiostomatidae. The record is from RefSeq and is a predicted model, not a curated record.
AGAAGUGACGGUUUUCUCACCAGUACAGUACAUUGCCAUGAGUUCGUACCUCAACAACACCAUGUACCAAAGAGGAGAGACAUUUCCACAUGCAGGUGUGAACUCCACGGUGGCGAAUCAUCACCCUUACUACAGCAGUUGGUACGGUUACCCGGCCAACUUUCGCACGGAGAGAGACAAUGUGUCCCCGAACUGUACAUACACCGCCGCCGCUGCCGUGGUCAAUCACGGCCAAGUUCAGGACAACCAGACGCCGGAGAACUGUUGUUGGAACGGGCAGGAGCAAGGUGUUCCGUCGGCGAUGCAACAACAACGCCCGUCUUGCCAACAAGAAGAGAAAACAGCCACGAUGGGGAUGGCACAAUCUCAGCUGGCUAUUCCUUUCUAUCCAUGGAUGCGAACAGCAGGACCAGAGCGCCGCCGCGGUCGUCAAACGUACAGUCGGUACCAAACCCUGGAGUUAGAGAAGGAGUUCCACUUCAACAAGUACCUUACCCGGAGAAGGCGAAUAGAGAUAGCCCACGCUCUCGGCUUGACGGAGCGUCAGAUCAAGAUCUGGUUCCAGAACCGACGGAUGAAACUCAAGAAAGAAGCCGCCAUGUUAUGCCCACCAAAAGCCGAAACAGAAACGGAGAAAAGUUCCGACGGCCAGUCUGAAAAGUCUGAAGAAGUCUAGAAGCCGCCUAGUAUAGAUAAUUUUCAAACGUCAAUGUUGCCAAAAAUGAUAUGAGGAUAUUCGUAAUGAUGGCGGCUUUUAUGUGGCAUGAUAAUAACAAUGAACUGUGUUCUGCCUGUGUUAAUGGAAUAUGAAUGGAAACUAUUUGUAUAAAAUCUAAGAACUUAUAAAGAAAAUUGAAAAUAAGUUAAUACUUAGAUAUUAUGACAAGAACUUCCAAAGAUGUUUCUCCAAUUUUUGAGCUGCAAGUAAUCGUGAAGAAGUGUUAAAACUGAAUUUACAUGAAAAACAAGCGUCUGUGUAUCUUCGUUUUCGUCACCGAAAAAAAGAAAGCUAGCAACAACUUUGGACGGGCGAAGUUGCAUCCUGUCCUCAUAUGAACAUGCUGCAAAAAAUCAUAUCAGAGUAAUUUUAUGUGGAAAUCAACAUUAUACACGUAUCGUGUGGAUUUCAGACCAUUUCAUGCAUUCAAGUGCACUUGUGUCAACUUCCAUUCUUUACCAUCGUGUUGUGUAAGUUUUUUUGUAGUAUCGAUGCUGGUUUGACAGCAACAAAAGUAUGGUUGCUUCGAAUGAACUUGUCCAAAGUAGGUGUAUUGGUUAUGUUGUACUCACAUGUGUAUUUGCUGCAAAGUCGGUGUUUCUAUACGUGGUCGUUGCUUCUCAUAAGGUAAAACAUGCGAUGUGGAAAUAUCAAGAUGUAUAUGUAUUUAUUGGAAGAAUAUGUGUGUGAACAAAAUGUAUGAAACAACUUGAAAUCGACGAAAAUAAUGUUUGUGUAUUUUUUGCCUCAUUUGUUCAAGAUAUGAAGUCUCAUAUAGUCUCAUAUUUGAGCUUAAUAUUUCAACACUUGUUGGAAAAAUGCAUUUGACACCAUUGCAGCCGCUGUUGAUUCAAGCAAGGUAUAAAAAAGCGACGUAGUAGUCUGUUAAGUACGUUAUGUAUAAGUUAUACUCUUAUCUAUGUUAGUCUCUAGGUAAUUUUCCGCAUGACUAUGUAGAUUCGUGGAUAAGUUUAUCUAGGAAAACCCCAGCUUAUUCCGAAGCCCUUUCCCGGGCAGACAGCAUACGUCUUGCGGGAUAAUGUGGACACUGCAGCCGCCGGUACAACAUCUUCGAUCCGUUAUCGCAGACGAGAACAUCUAUUCUCAUACAAAUGUUAACAAAGUGCUGCAAGGAUGAUUCGCAAAGGUCUACAAUUUGCACUUUAAAAGGGGAUGAAGUAUUUCUUGUCCCCUAAGGCUUCUUUUGAAAGUAAGGACCUAGAGAGAGAAAAAACGGCCUUUUUCCUAUUCAGGGCGUAAAAUUGACGGAGGUGUAUUCCCUGCGAAAUUACCAUUUUUAUUCGCUUGGAAACUUUCAAGUCACGAAAUUGUAAUUCAGAAAGACGCCUGUUCUUAUUGUAUUGCUGGGGGAUUUCGGACUGACUUGGAAAAGGGGCCAUAAAAGUGACAAACUGCACGCCAACCUUUAAGUUCUCGUAAGGACGUGGUCCCGUUGCUUUCUUGGGAAAUUAUAUUUACUAUAUGAAAUGGUACAUACCUACGCAAUGAGUUUGCCAACUUCAAUCCAAGAUGGCGGACUUGUUCACUCAACAAAACAAAUAGCGGAUAAAUUUCUUGCUGCCUAGAGACAGGUGCAUGUAUUUGCUCCUCUUCCACUCCCAUUGGUUUCCUUUGUAUUCACUAAAAUUAUACGGUUCAAGGUCAACGAAUUCUCGGUAAAUCAUGAGCCAGCAGGGAAUGCCGGGAGUCUCCCCUCGCUGACCUAACCGUCACAAAUUCAAACAUCAGUACUUUUAUGACACGCUAAUAAUUAACAAGCAAAAGUCACUUCCCACUCCAAGUACGCAUUCUGCAUUCAAUAUGGUCUCUCCCAAUGGCAGCACGGCAUUCGGCGUGAUGCUGCAGCAAGAAAGAGGGUUUUAUGUACUUUUAUAGCUACUUAAACUUGAACGGGCGACAUUCGAAACGACGGAUCCCCGUGGCCCAACCAAUGACAGACAGAACUUCCUCAUAAUUUUUGACAUUGUUAACGAUUUACAGGCGACCUGAGGGUUGUGACGCAAUCUAUAUACUAUCACAAUAAUCUUUAGUCUGCGUUUUCGGCUUUCCAACCUAGCGUGUAAAAUUCUGGGCGCAGUAUGAGCGAAAUGGGAUUAUUCCAACCGGAUUUCUCCUCCUUCUUCUGUUACCCUGCCGUUUUCUCACAGAAAACAUCGUCCAUCAAGCUGCUUUUCCCCGCGCAGGGAAACACCACACAACUUUUCUCGGCCAAGCCCUGGUAAACUGAUGGCCCGCUUCAAUACCCUCCCCUCGCGGAGGGACGCCUGGAAUAUGUUCUUGUCAAAAAAUGGGGAAGAUAUUUUGAUGAAUGUGAUGAAAGCGGCUAGCAUAGAGGUAAUGUCUUCACCGUCCUCGGGGUCAGAGCUGACGAUAAUGUUCGCAUCCCAAUCCGGCGGUCUUGGCGGCGAUGGAGAACUGAGCUGCUGUCAACUGCAGCACCAGAUGGUAUACACACGAGCGGCCAUGUUGGAUUCUACCAUGCGGCUUUUGGUGCAGAAAUACAAGCCACAACUCAAAGUCCGGGUCUGUGAAGAGAGAGGAGUACAGGAUGCGGUGUGUGUUUGUGAACAGAUGUGUGGGACAAAUAUCUGACCUUACCGAACCUCUAGACAUUGAGCGGACUUUCACCUGUGAGAAGCAGUCGCACAUGAACACUCUACAGACAACAGCACUCUCGGUAAGCUUUUUGUACCUCAAAACAGCGUAUAUUUUAUCUAUAUCAUUCCUGCUGGUAGCUUGUAAUUCUUGGGGAUGGUAGGCUACUGUUUAGUGGUGGAUUUUGGAGGUGUAUUGUUCAACAGCUCGCCUAUUGUUUCGCUGGGGUCAGGGUGAAAGUUGGGCGGUGUUGUUCUUGUGGCUGUGUGUACAUUUCGUCAGUUCUAUUCACAGACUCGGUUCUGGUUGAUGUGAAAUGUAGACGGUGUUGUUUUCUCUUCUCUUUCUGUGGUCAUUACGGUGCAAUAAUUCUGUUCCUUGGCGUUCUUUAGUUUGGAUAUAGAUAGUACCAAUAUCGGAUGUGACAUGUACCACUUCUUCAGCUUCUCGCAGCUAAAAGAAGUGUAACAUAAUACUCUUAAUGUCUCUUCUAUAAACUUAAUGUUUUCUAUGCCACACAACAUUGUAUCUAGGAUAUUGUGCCGUAUCCUUGUUGUAAAUUCGUAAACUAUAUACACAUGUUGAAAUUGAAUGCAUAUGUAAAUUAAGACUGUUCACUGUCAAAUUAACACUGCAUAUUUUUCACAGAGUAAAAGUGUGUUUGUGUGUGUGUUUGUGUGUGUGUGUGUGUGUUUGUGAGAGUGACUGAGUAACAAGAAGUAUUAUAGCUGGAUUUUUUUGCUUUGCAAACUCAAACUCUUUUCCUCUCAUUCUUCCUAGCGCUGCUUUCUAAUCAAGUUCUACAUAUUAGUCACCUUUAAGGUUGACCCUAGCACCACGUCCCACCCCGAUAGCUGCCAGAUUGAUCACAACGUUAGAAGGAGUUGUCUGAUAUAAAUAGUCAUUGUAAACCCGUCCUUCCCUAUCUAGCUUUCUCUCCAAACGCAGGUUACCGGUUUGUCACAACCUCUUGCUAGCUCGCCGUAAAUUAUCUUCCCUGGCGUAGGACGAAAACAGCAUUUUGAUGUUAAUGUUUUGCACCGUAGGUGCGAUUGCCACCUUUCUAUAUCCAAUAAUUUUCUAAUUAGGUUUCUCAUUAUUUUCUGCAUUACGGCAAAUGGUUUGUUGUUUUGUGCUAAAUGUGUCUGGGUGGUGGAAAUGUGUGGGUAAUUUUCUGUGCAGGUUUGGUGAUGGCGCGUGUCUUUUUCAGCGAGAUUUUGUUUCUGCUAAAUGAAGAGAUGACCCAUAGUUGACCGGGUAGUAAUACUGCGGGAAGAUACGCUCCAGAUAUUUUUCUCUCUCUCCCAAACUCUGAGUGUCCCCUUGACCCGAGCGACCAACCCCUGCCAGAGAGAUGAUUUAUGUUGCAAUUUCUGACAAAAUUUGCUCAACUUUCACCCGAGAAUAAUCCGUCGUGCUCCAAUCCGUUCAUUGAUUAUGUGCCCAAACGAACCCAUAACGCACACAUGUCCGAGGUUUGACCUGUAUACGUCCAAAACUACACAAUUCUUAUAUUAAACAUACAACAAACGCUGUCUUUAUAACCAUGCUGAGAAAGCUUUACUUUACUUCUAUACACCGCUUACACAUAAUUGUAUGAUUACAGUUGGGGGAAAAGAACGCAGAUAGAAAAUAAGAUAGAUUACUCCCUCUGAAGACAUAUUACAUGAGAGGACAAUUUAUUUAUGCAUGUAUUCGUCGGACGUAAAUUGUAUAUCGUGCGUUUACAAUUUAGUUUCCACCUCGACGUGUCAGGUGCAGUAGAAGCAUAUAGAUGAAGAUGUUUGGAAGGGAACAAUGAGUUUGGAACUUGAGCCUUGUUUUUCUUUGUGAAAUUCAGAACAAACAUUUUAUCAUUCUGCCCUGCGGAUGCUCUCAAUCUAUCUUACUCGUGUCUUCACCUCUGUCCUUUCAAACUCCUAUAUUUUUUCAUGGCAAAAAUUGGAAAGAACGAUUUAUCAAAAUCUGGGGCUAAAUUGACGCAGGUGGUUCCCCUUCGCUAAUGGUCAACUUUUCAAAACGGCCCAAAGAUGACCACUGCCCCGUAGGUCCAGCCCCUGCUGUGGUGCCCACUCACCAGCAUCACAACCUGCUGUACAGUGAAACGGUAGACCUCGCUAUUUGCGGAUAUCGAAAUACGGAGAGUGGGAUUUGCGCUGUGGCCAUUUUUUAUGGUAAUAAAAUCUUCAUAACCGUGCCUUCACCUCCCUGGCCUAUGCAUCCUUCAUAUUUCCACAUAUGCCCUCAUCUUAACGCUAGAACACACACAUGAAUAUGGACAAUCACACCUCACUUGACAACACACCACACCAGUUUUGUCAAUCUCUCAUCUUCCUUUAUUUCACUUUUUUCUAAUAAAACAAUUUCGUAUCCAACGAACCUCAAUAUGUUCCUUUACAUUUAACUCAAUAUCAUAUCUUGCAAUAGUGAUAGUAAAGAAUCCACAUUGUAUAUAAAGAAAAAUUACACAAAAAAGUAAUCAUUUUAUAAACACACAGUUGUAAGGAAAAGAAAUUCAGAAUAUCCUGCGUCUUGCUAUGGAAAUUGAGUAACGCACGCGUAACUCUGAUAAUCUUGUUAUACCAUCCAGUCCCAUAUUCUUCCGUGUUCACAAUAGCUACGCCAUCUGCAUAUUAAUAAUGGCAGCCCAACUGCAAGGAAGUGAUAGAACCGCGGUUAGAUUAUAUUUCGGUUUAGGAUGGCUUUUAACAAAGGGAAAUUUAUGGGCAGAAUGGUGUAUUGUAGACCCCUAGCCCUGUAUUCCCAUCCCUAGAUAGACACCUUUCUCCAAGAAAGGUCACCUAUGAGGUCAGAUUUUAUGGGUUUGCGGUUAGACAAGACCAUAAACCGUAAUACUUUAUGAGGAUGGCUGAAUAUAAUGCGCCGCCGGGGUUUGGGCCUAGCCGUGCAGUCUGGAAUAAUCCAACCCAAAUUCCCUGAAAGUGGAAGCCAAGAAAUGGAAAAGAAUUCCAGAUGGAAAUGUCAUUGUCACUGUCAACAUUUCUCGGGACCGAAAAAGCAAUUUGGAAAGUCUUUUCUAGUCUUCCGAGAGGGAAGAGUUGAACGGUGUUUCAGAAAUGACAAAUGACUCAAGUAAUGGAAUUGUAAUCUUUUGUGCAUUAGUACCUUGUAGAAUUGGAUAUUAUUGCUUCCAGACACUUCGUGAGAAAUAUUAACAAAGGGAAUUCUUGCGACACUUUUGGGCGGUUGUAUCUACAUAUUUCCAAGUAGUAUCCAACCUCGUCGCUUUUUUCUACAACUGAUGUCGUUUUUCAACUCAAUUUACAACUAGGAGAAAAUUAAUCGCGACUCAGAACAGAAGAUGUCGAUUUUUCUACCCUUUCUUCAGAACCGUUAUCACCCUAUGGCACAGUAUCAUCACAUAAGGUCGCUUUGAAAGUAUUGUGUGAGUUUUUUAGCCUGCCAGAAACUGACACCUUGUCGGUUUCACAUUGUCAAUCAUGUGAAGAAAGCGACAGGACGGUUGAAAGGGCUGUGUUGUUUUUCCAUCUAGAUAUGAAAGUUUCUUUUUUCAAUAUACCACCGGCUUGGCAGGCCCCGAGUCUGUCUUAUCUCUGGGCCAGUCACAUCAUUUCAUUUCCAUCCACCAGGAAGACCUGUCUGUUGAGAAGUCGUUGUUGGGUGACUGGAUCGAUGUGUUUCUGUCGUGUUCCAGUCUUGGCGGGCUCCAAACACACAGUCUUUCCCCUACCUGUAAAAUACAAGAAAAGAGGGGUCACGACUUCUAGCUUGGCUUGGACAGAACUGCCGUUUGUUUUCCCAACUAAUCGAUUAGAGGGAAGCUUGCAAUCAUCAACAUUGAGGAGAGAAAGUUGUCAUGGGACAAGUGAGGUUUGGAGGGAGGGGGGCUGGAUUCUGUCCACUUGUGCUGAUUUAUAUGCUGGUGAAAAUGACAUUGUAAGGGUGAGAGGGGGGUUUCCCCCGUGCCUUACCGGGCUGUGAGAUUUACAUGCAUAUUGAACAGGGUUAAGACGAGGUUACAGUCUGGCCGCGACCUGCUAAUUAAUUUUACUUUACAGACGCGGGUACCGAGUCUUGUCAAGCAACACCUCCAAGAUGGGGAGUCAGAAAAUCACGCUAUGUUCAUAGUCUAUAUGUACCCUGUAGAUCCGAAUUUGUGUGAGGUACCCAAGUCACAAAUUCGUUUCUGCAGGUAUAAUGUAGCCUGUGACCUGACCAGCGAUUGGGAUUCGAACCCGGGACUUCUAAUACCAGGUUGUCGGGAGGAGAGGGAUUCGGAUUCAAGAAAAAGGCUUCAGGGAAAAGCGGAAGUUGGGGAAAUAAUUACUGCUAUUUGUCAAGAAAACACACCAUUAAAAGUGUGCGAGAGAGAUAGGAGGGGGGCUGAUGAAACCGGUUCCUUGUGGUCGUUAGAUGUCCAAUUUUCCAGCCCGGUUUCUCUGGGACCAUUUUCAUGAUGGACGACUACUCGGCAAACCAUUUGCGGUCCGAAAUCUCAUCAGAUACGUAAGAUUACAAAACUGCUCUAAUUUAGCUCGCAUAAUUAGGAAAACUUCAUCAAAAGACCUUAAAAACACCCGUAAAAGCUGUCGUUUAGUGGCCGCCGUAUUUGUAUAGAAGGCCCCCUUUUUUGAAAAGGAGUUGGGUUUCAAACGCAUUCAAGCGUGCGAAAACAAUAAGCAAGUUUCUGAGAGUUGAAAAGUUCGGCUUGCUCUGGUACCUUGGCGACUUUCCAUUUCGCCGCGAUGCCCUCUAGAUAUCGCCGGCCCGUGAAAGAACAAGAUUGGGAGAUGGAGAAAUUGAAGCAGUACCUAUAAUUAAACGCAAUGAUAGUUGCAAGUGCGGGUAACAUGGCAAACUGAUUGAGAGAAAUCGAUCCAAAAACCGCUCCCAGCGACGCAAAAUCAUUCCCGGACGAACAAAUCAACUUGGCAACUUUUCCCAUUUCUCUGUCUAAUAAAAGAUUUUAGUUAAAUCUAGAGCAGCGAGAGAGAAAUUACGUUCAAUUCCGCUCACUUUUAACUAAUAGGCAACUGACAGCGUUUUGUUAUUUUUGUUAGGAGAAAAAUUGAAGUCUUGGCAACUGAUAUAUUCUAGUCCAGUUAUCCUUCCGAGUUUGCAUCCCUCUAAAGGACUUCGAACAAUGUUAUAUAAUUGUUACAAAUACUUUAAAUCGUUAUGAACAAUAGCUGAGUUAAUGUCGUACAUUUAAAACGUGCUUGAGUGGAAUUCCAAAACUUAUUUUUAGCAUCGUUUGUAGCUUGAAAAAUUACAGCCUCGAGAAUUAUUUGACUUCUACGUUUUAUGUCUAAGAUCUGUCGUAAAAUCCCCGGAUUUAGGCCACCAAGCUUUCGUUAUUAUAUACAAACAGACGGAUUAGAUUGUCAUAAUAGUUACAUCCUAGUUUAGUUUAGUUUAACAGCUAUAUUUGUCGCACUUAUUUCGCCAACAAAAGCCUUUUAUUUUCACAAAACAAAUGUCAUACUUAAGAAUCGGCUACAAAAAA